AUGCUAGGCUUAGCAGUGUAUGAGAGUAGCAGUGAAAAUGAAAAUAACAACCAGAAGCCCAAAUUCGGCCAACCUGAUACCAUCGCUCGUACUGACCUCUGUGGUCCUCUUGUGGGCCCAUUCCAGCCGUCUGAGCCGUUGACGUUGACCAAAGAAAUCCCCAGCAUAUCACAGAAAUCGCCCCUAUCGUUGACUGACGGCUCAUUGAUUCGAGAUAUGACUCUACCCCCAUACCCCAACUUAGAUAUACCGCCAUCGCCGACUGGGUCCUCCUCACCCACCUCUAACGAAAAGUUCGCACACUUUCUGAGUCUGAAACUCAAGCGCAUACAUUUUAAUGAGAAACUCGUCUCUUCAGCAUCCUUGAAGAAUCCAAGCCUUUUCUCAAGUUUACGGCGGCAUGUAGGCCUUGAAGACCUAGCACAGUAUGCGACCCCUCUUGAAAUGGAAAUAUGGGAUGUUGCUUCGCUUCCGCAAUGGGGAUAUAAGGAAAACCUGCAGAAGAACCAGCAAGAAAUUAGUCGCGGAAUCGAAGAGGAAAACAAAAUCUCAGUGGCCACUAUUGAUUUUGUCCAAGCUCUGAAUACCCCGGCAAUUUAA
Ophidiomyces ophidiicola is the source of this 600-nucleotide messenger RNA. RefSeq lists its product as uncharacterized. The transcript has 2 exons. Gene Ontology annotation, cellular component: nucleus. Bases 1 to 600 code for a protein of 199 amino acids. Lineage: Eukaryota; Fungi; Ascomycota; Eurotiomycetes; Onygenales; Onygenaceae. Gene Ontology annotation, biological process: regulation of DNA-templated transcription. The record is from RefSeq and is a predicted model, not a curated record.